AUGUGUCCUCAAUGUAAUCAUCGUACCAUCACUCAUGACAACAUCAGGCCUGGAUAUGAAGACAGGAUCACUCUGGACAAAACCACUGGAUCUAUUGAACUCAGGGACCUGGCCCCGUUGACGGGUACAAAAUACAAAGUAAGCCUUUUCUUAAAGAAGGAUCACUGCUGAGUGGGGAAACAAGACUGGAGGUAUAUGGUAAGUACUACUGAUUUAGAUCUAGGAAAUGUAGGAAAUGGUUUUAAAAUAAAGUACACUUUCCCUCUGUGAUGAAAUCAGAAACAUCCAAGAAUCUGUAUAGAUUGUAUAUGUUCAGGCCAUGUGAGGGUGUAGCUGUUUGUCAUUUACAGUUUAAUGAGCUGCUGUUUCUCAAAUCCAGUCAGUUGUCUGGGCACAGUGCCAUUUCUCCACCUCAUUUGUUUCUAAUGAUCUCAUUCAUUUUAGUUAGUAGUGUAUGAUGAAACAAUGUGUUCAGAAAAGGUACAUUCUUCAGAAAUGGUCUUCUACGCAAAGAGAAGGUAGUUAUAAUGUGUUUAACCCACAGAGCGAGUCUGCAACGUGGUGAUAACUCCCUAUAACACAGAUUUAGUGGAGUUAAACAGCUCUGUCAAUUUGUCCUGCUCCUCCUCUGCCUCCUCCCUUUCUUACCGCUGGCUGAAUGGCAGCUCUGAGGUCACAGCCAGUGAUGGAGUUCAGCUUGUUGAUGGAAACUCUCACCAUAGUCAGUGUGACCUGGUAUGACCCGGGACCAUUCAGCUGUACCGUGUUCAACCCAAUGAUGUGUAUAAACCCUGGAUUAUUGAUGCCAUGUAAUGGCCAAUGAGAGGCUUUGAAUCCACCUGCCACCAUAUUGGAACUCCUCAGAAGGAGUAAUCCUCCAUAGGAAUGAAUGGAAAUCUACAGUAUUUCAAUAAAAUGUUUCAAGGACAAAAUUACAUGUAUUUAAGUAUUUAUUUGUUGUAGUGGAGACAGUAACCUUAGUACUCUCCCAAAAAAUUCCUUUAAGUAAUAUGUUUUAUAUAUUUUUUUGUUGUUGUUCAAUUCACAUAAUAUAAUUUAAAAGUAUGCAAUAAGGUGUCUGAAAUAGAAUAUACAUGUCAAAAAUGAAUGUAGACAAUAAUAAAUGGAUUUCUAUGGCUUCCAAAUCAUGUUUUACUAUGGAGGAGUUCCAAAAUGCCUGCGCAAUGGUUUCAAAACAGCGGCCCCCUUGUCAGUCAUCUAGGAUUAAUACAUAUAAUUGGUUCGACCCCGUCAGUAAUGGAACCAGCCAGCCUCUAACCCUCACUAUCAGCUGUGAGUCCAUUUUCAUUAACAAACUGAAUGCAACUGUAUGUUUUAUCCAAUUACUGCUCAAGUUAUUCUACAGGCUCAUAUGACCUACACUUGUUGAACACUAUAGCUGGUUGAAUUUUGCCUCUUGGUCUUGACCAUGACAUUGAUUGGACAUUGAUGUUUUAUUGGGCUUACAAUGGUUUUCAAAUGUGUCGCAUAAGAUUCAGAAAACACCACAAUGAAGGUGACCCCUCUAGAUAACCCCUCUAGACCCCUUUAGGGCGGCAGGUAGGCUAGUGGUUAAGAGCGUUGGGCCAAAAGGUCGAAAGGUCGCUGGUUUGAAUCUGUCGAUAAUUUAAAUGUAGAUGUACUGUAUGGAUCAGUGUCAGAACAAACAUGGUGGAUAAAUGAAGAUGUCUUACUCAGGCAGUUUACCAUUGGAAAAAAUGGUCAAGGUUCCUGUCUGUGUAGAUGGGCCCGUGUGGCGGGGGCAUAAGUAGACCAGAGUGGCCCCACCCUGACCUAAAACAAAUGAGGUAGUGGGGUGUCUCGCUUUCUCUAAUGUCUCUGGUCAGACCUCACUAUGUCCUGCUCAACAGAGUUCAGUCCUUCUGCCCAGCUCACCAUCAAGUUUGAUUAUUUAAUCAGCUGUGUACUGCUAGGGUAAAAACCAAAACGUGCACCAAGGGGUGCCCCAGGACUGAGUUUGUGAAACCCUGCAAUAAGGGAUCGCCAGUUUCUCAUGGUGUGAACAACAUAAUUGAAAAGCCUUUAAGAAAGAUGCAGACAUACAUUUCCCACACACAUCUCUGAAUAACUCUCACACUAAUGUCACACACCACUGCAUAGAUAAUAAUAUAAUAAUAAUAAUAUAAUAUGCCAUUUAGCAGACGCUUUUAUCCAAAGCGACUUAAAGUCAUGCGUGCAUACAUUUUUGGUGUAUGGGUGGUCCCGGGGAUCGAACCCACUACCUUGGCGUUACAAGCGCCGUGCUCUACCAGCUGAGCUACAGAGAUAGGAAAAGGCCCCUAUAUGGCCAUUAGUGGCCAGUUACAGAGUGCAAGCCAGAACGUGUCAAAACUUCAGUAUCCAAAACCACACACUAGUGUAAAAACCACACACUAGAGAUGACAAAUGCCCAACCUUUACUUUAGUUCAGUUUUUUAUUUAUUGCAGAUUUCAUUAAAGGGAUAGUUUACACACAUUUGUAAAAUUUAUCAGCAUUUUGGCACAUAUCUAGAACCAGUAUGGUCAAACAUUUCUAUAUAUAUAAUAUAUGUUUCAUUUAGUUUGGUCUUCCACACCACCUCCAGCAAUCAAGUUAAAUCCAUCAUCAACACAUAGAAAACCUGCAUGAUAACACCCAGUGUGGAUCUGUAAUAUAAUAUACAUAAUCAAUAAAUAUAUCUUGUGUUUGAUAAUCUGCUUUUUUGUGUACUUUAUUCAUAUUGAAAACCAAAACCUUGUUAAUGAAAGUAGAUAACAACGAUACCGUAACUGAUCAAAGCAUGUGGAGGAUGUAAUGUUAACAAUAUAAUGUAAAUAGUCAAUACAAGUAUUUAUAGAACACUGUAUUUUGAAGUGUGGAGUCAAAAAGGCAAUGAAGCUGGAGUAACGUAUUGCUUUACAUUAUGUAAAAACAGAAUUAAUAAUAACGAUUACUUUUCUCCAUCAACGUUGUUGUUCUUUGUGUCAAGUGUGACCAGUAGUAUGUUGAUAUGACCUAAUUACAUUCAGUUCAUUCAUUCAUACAAAGCUGGGUGUUGGUUCUAAGUGAUCCUACAGUGAUGUCAAUGUUUGAGAAGGAGUAUAAAGCACUAACUUUUAUUAGAUAUAGAAUAUAUCAUCUAUUAUCAGAAAAUACCUCAAGACCAAAGUCCACGUUUAUCAGUCAAAGCUUCCAAAGCAAUAGAGGGCAACAGGCUCAGUGAAUGUAAACCCCCCCACAGCUUCCUUAUUAGUCUUAGUGGAGGUGGGUUGUAGUGUUCCAAUAGUGGAGUUUGGUCAUUUGUUCCUUCAUGCAGUGAUGGAACUCAUGAAAACAUUUUAUCUCAAUAUUUCAUUUCAGGUUUUGGUGUCACUGUAGACCGCUUUUAUUGAAGCCCUGUCUCCUAUGUAAUACUUAUUUGUAGAGACAGAAAUACAGUCUGAAUCACAGACAUUUGAUACAGAAGAGAUGGUGGCAGCUGCAGUCGUCUUUCUUACCAUGGGAAUACUCUCAGGUGAGACCUUAUCUGCUGCACUCAAUAAAAUACAGCCACACAUAGGUUCACUAAAAGCACCAACAUGGGGUGAAUUUGACACCAAGGGGUAAAAAAUGUCAUAAUUUCCAAACCCUUUCAUGAUCCUUCUGAAAUUUUAGGACCAUUAAUUCUGUGUUAAUGUAAUAUAUUCUUCUCCUCUCCCAUGACAGUAGGAAUUGUUCUUCAAUAAAUAGCAGGUUCUUUGUCAAUAGUCAUAGACGUAGUUUCAAUUAUGUUCAUAUCCAUCUCUAAGGGCAUACACAUUUAAUUAAAUGUUUAACGGAUUGCUGUCAGACCUUGUCCAUAGAUGGCUUACAUGGUAAAGAAUCCAAUAUGUCAUUUAGUAAUUUGGGUGAACUAUCCCUUUCAGGUGGUGACAAAUGCUGCUUAAUAUUUGCUCUCACAAAAUAGAGUUAUUCCACUAGGCACAGUGGCUACCAUAGUGGCUUCAAAAAUGUUCUUGAUAAAAUAAUUAUUUUAUAAAAGCGUUUAAGAACUUAUUUGAAAACGUUCCACUUAUGUCUUUGAUUACAGCAUUUUGUGUUUGUUUUGGAGACAUGAUUAUCAAGCCCUGUUGUUGUUUCCUCAGGAUAUUGUGCUGGUCUAGAAGUGCUUCCACCUGGACCCGUGAAUGGAACAUUGGGAGGAAAUGUGGUUUUCAAAACCACCAUCAAUCCAACCACACUUAGUGCAAUCUCUUGGACAUUUGGUGAUCCCCCUGUCACCAUUGUUGACUUUCUCAGUUCUGAAGGUCCUGUGACCGGAGUGGGAUAUGUUGGUAGGAUCAGUCUGGACAAUAGCACUGGAUCUCUGGAGCUCAGGAAACUGACCCUGGCUGACAGUGGAGAAUACAGAGUGAUCAUAGGGGAGUCUGAUUUUAUGCAGUUAGCAGAUACUUCACUGAAUGUUUAUGGUGAGUACCCCCUGAGUUCCAAAAGAUGUCACUGAAUGAUAAAUGUGCAUUGAUAUUGCAUUGAGUUGUCAACUAAUGUGAAUAUAAUGUACUUCCAUCCAUAAAAACAAUAUAAAACAAAAAACACAAUGUGCUUGUUGAAAUGCAGUUACUCUUUAAUGGUGCAGUUACAAUUUAUUUGAUGGAUAUCUCUUGACACUCUACUACAUACAUGAUCCAUGGUCAGAAGCAGAGCUAGUGCGAGGGCCAUGGGUGUUACCACCAGGGUUGGGGUCAAUUCCAUUUAGAUUCCAGUCAAUUCAAAAAGUGAACCAAACUCCAAUUCAAAUUUACAUUUUUACUAAUUGAAAACCAUGGAAGAGAAUUGGAAUUGGAAAUUAAGUGUACUUCCUGAAUUUACUGGAAUUUAAAUGGAAUUGACCGCAACCCUGGUGACCACGUUUUCAACAAUGAUGUACCAAAAAUCAAAGAAAUAACAUUAUUUGACACUGUAAAACAUGGAAAAAUGUAUAUACAGUGCAAUAUAUUAUAUGAUUUCAUUAAAUCCUGGAAUUGGUCUGAGCUGGUGUUGCUUAUUUUAUAAAGCAAUGAACAGCUGUCUGUCGCUGGUCCCCCUUGAGGGCCCCCCUGGCCUGGAACCGGCAGCUGCCUGGGCUGGUGGCUGGCUGCUGCUGGGAGGGACCAGGGUCAUUCAUUUAUUUAGUAAGUUUGUUAGUUUAAAACUACUAAUAGUCCAAUUCAUACAGCACCAAAACAACAUGAUUUUCUACAAUAAUAUUAAAUGAAAACAGAUUGUUUAGCCAGGCCUUUUCAAUGUUCAGAGUGAAUUUUUUCAAUCGUCUCACAGCCAAGAGACUAUAGGCCAUUAUUGAACAUGCAGCUACUGUAAUGAAGUAGGCAAUGUAUUAGGCGACAUCAUUUUCAAACAUUUUCCAAAAUGCAAUAAGUGGGAAAACACCAUUGUAAAGGCAAACUCAAUGCCAGCGGUUUCAUGUGACAGAGGUGAAAAUCUCUGUUAGAAACUUAGAAUGAGUGGAAAUCUAAAGAUGCAACAACUAGAAUGGGUUGCUAAUAUGACUCUUAGAAAAAAAGGUGGCUAUCUACAACUUCAAAGGGUUCUUCGGCUGUACCCAAUGGAGAACCCUUUGAAGAACACUUUUUGGUUCCAUGUAGAAACCUUUCCACAGAGGGUUCUACAUGGAACCCAAAAGGGUUCUCCUAUGGGGACAGCCCAUAGAACCCUUUUGGAACCCUUUUUUCUAAGAGUGUAGGAUUGUGCCUUUGGCUUCUGGACAAUGAAAGAAAGUUGAUAUAAAAAUGUAUAGAACAAGAGAGAAAUGUUGGUUUCAAUGGCAUAUGAGGAAUAUUUAUAAAAUUAUUCCCUAAACGUUUAUAUGGUCGGAUUUUGGCUAUAGGCUACUUUGAAGCAGGGUUAGACAUGCGUCGUAAUAGGCUAUAAAGUAAAACUCUGUUUUCACACGCGAUUGCGAGAAAUGUUGCACAAUGACUGGAAUUAUAAGAACACAUGAUUAAUGAGCUGUGAGCUCUCGCUUCGCUCAAACUAGCGGUAUGCGGUAGCGCGUUUUAUAAAUAAGUUAGAUGACGAAAUAACCUACUAACAGCCUAAUUUGCUUUUAUGAUAGGGCAUAUCAGCUAUUAAUUUUAAAAUAUUUGCUACGGACCCCUCGAGAGCGCCCUGCCCAAUCUGUGCUGAUACUCGAGCUCCGUGCCUGUCCAUGGUAAUGUAACAUCAGUGGUGUACAUUUUUUAAGUACAAAUACUUUCAAGUACUACUUGCGUAGUUUCUUUUGGGUAUCGAUACAUUACUUUACUAUUUAUAUUUUUGAGAACUUUACUCUACUACAUUCCUGAAGAAAAGAAUGUACUUUUUACUCCCUACAUUUUCCCUGACACCCAAAAGUACUCGUUACAUUUCCAAUGCUUAGCAGGACAGGAAAAUGUUCCAACUCACGCACUUAUCAAAAUAACAUCCCUAGUCAUCCCUGCUGCCUUUGAUCUGGCGGACUCACUAAACACAAAUGCUUUGUUUGUAAAUUAUGUUUGAGUAUUGGAGUGUGCCCCUGGCUAUCCGUAAAUUAAAAUAACAACAAAAUUGUGCCGUCUGGUUUGCUGAAUAUAAGGAAUGUGAAAUGAUUUACUUUUACUUUUGAUACUUAAGUAUAUUUUAGUAAUUACAUCUACUUUUGAUACUUACGUUUCUAUUAAGGGACUUUUACUUUUACUCAAGUAUGACAGUUAGGUACUUUUUCAACCACUGUGCAACAUGAACAUAAAACGAACCUGUUUCUCCUAUUCUUAAUUUCCAAACCACAUUAAUUAGUAUUAUCUCACCUUGUACUCUUUUCACAGAAACAGUAUCUGGUGCUACUAUCACAAUUACCCCAAACCCACCAAUCAUCGAGUGGGGCUCUGUCACCUUAACCUGUGAUGCUGCUGGCUUCAACAUCACCAGAGAGUGGAUGAAGGAUGGUCAGCCUCUGUCUUCUGGUGAUAAUAUCAUCUUAUCUGAGGAUAAGAGAGUGCUGUCCAUAAAGAAGAGAACAGACAGUGGAGAAUACCUGUGUAGAGUCAGCAACCCUGUCAGCUCUGAAAAUGCCAGUGACACUGUGAAUGUAAUCUGUAAGUACUUCCCUAUAAACCUGGGGAUAAAUGUACCAGAUAAAUGUACCAGGUAAAUGUACCAACUGUACCAUCAAUAGGUGCACAUGAAAAUAAUAUAACAAUGAAUGAACACAAACUUUACACCAACCAUUAUGACUCCAACGUCACACUGAUCACAAACUAAUACACUUGUAGCUAUGACUAACAGGUGAUCUCUGUGUUACAGAUGGACCUGAUGGUAUGGAAAUCAAGGGUCCAACUGAAAUAGAACUAGGACAGAAGUUAACAUUGACCUGCUCUGCUGACUCCAACCCCCCUGCUAGUUACAUCUGGAUGCUCAAUGGAACAGAGAUACCUGGACAUUCACCUGAGUUCACUAAAGAGAAGAGUGAAUACUCUGACAGUGGGGAUUACACCUGUACAGCAACAAAUGAUGUCACUGGGAACAACACAUCUGAGGUCCAUAAACUGUCCGUAAAAGGUGAAGUAAGCUAAAUCUUUAAAGACAAUAUGAACAUAGUAAGAGAUAAAAGUUACAUUUACAUUUUAGCCAUUUAGCAGACACUCUAAUCCAGAGUGACUUACAAUUAGUGCAUUAAGAAAGCUAUGUGGGAUAACCAAAUAUCUCAGUCAUAGUAAGUACAUUUUUCCUCAAUAAAGUAACUAUCAGAAAAGUCAGUGCUAGUAGAAGAAAAAAAGUUAUACUUAUGAAGUUUUGCAUUCCAAACUUGUUUUGAAAUAGUGCCUUUAGUUGUGUUUGUUGUGUUGUCACCCAGAUGCACUGUAAUGUGCAGUACUGAUUGUUCACUGUGUGUAGCCUUUCUCUCAUCACUGUAUGGUUCUAUCUCUGGUCUCUGCAGCGGAUGGCUCUCUAACUCCAGGACUGUCUACUGUUGCCAUCACUGGGAUUGUGAUUAUAGUGUUGCUGGUUCUGGAAGUGGCAGUUAGUGUUGCAGUCUAUUUCAUCAAGAAAAAGGGGUGAGUUAAGAAACUUUUCAUUUAAACGAGUGUAUUUUCUAUCACUGCAGGUAGUAGACAAUAUAGGCUCUGUUUUCACAUUGAUCUAAACUGGUCAGAAAAAGGGCCUGGGUGUAUUUCAAAAGCACUGUAAACUUUUAAAAGCAUUGUAAUAUUAUGUUCUUAUAACUUCACUGUAAACUGUUAAACGCACUGUAAUAUUAUUUCCUUAUACCUUUCAAUGUUUAUUUCUUGUUGUAUAUAGAAGCAAUGCUGACCCAAUGCAUCGAGGAGGUAAGCAUAUGCUUUAUCUCCAAUCAUAGAAUUAAUCAUGUUUUUCAAACAUUUGUUUACUCCAUUUCAUUAAAAUGGUCAUUUAGCAGAUGCUCUUAUCCAGAGUGAUUUGCAGUUUCCAUGGAAGAAUGAAAUGGAUUCAGACAAAUGACAUGAUAUAGUACAACACCACUGUGACGAUGCUUAAUACUGUAACAAUGUGUAUGCAGACACAUGCUAACAAGAUAGCAGCAACUAUACUAUCACCUCUAUUUGUGUAUCUCUUAAAGGCUCUCAACAAAAUGUAUAUGAGAACCCAUCACCUGUGUAUGAGAACCCAUCACCCGUGUCUGAGAACCCAUCACCUGUGUAUGAGAACCCAUCACCUGUGCGUGACAACACACAACAAAAUCUAUCUCCACCUCUACCCCUGACAGUAAGUAAAACAUGGUCACCCAUGGGAUGUGUCUGUACACGUCUGUAUUCUACUACAGCCUUCCUUUAAUAAACAAGAUUACUUGCUUAACAGGAAUUGCAGUGUGAAAAAUACUGUAUGCAAAGUCUGUUUGCCUAUUAUAUAUUUUUCCAGGAAGUUUUAGUUUGACUUAAUGACAACUAUUCAGUCUCUGGCCCUUUCAUGUUAUUCAUUAACAUAUAAUCGCUGUAAAAGUUUGUUUAGGACUUUGAGGUUUCAUAUUUUGUCAUGGCAACGGUUUGUGUAGCUGUUGCCUUCUAUGUUCUGCAGUCUUCUACUUCUGCUUUUGUCCCAAAUUAUGAAAUGCAGGACUUCAAGAGUACCUAUGAUACUAAGGUAAUGGUAAGUUUGCGUUGGUUAGACCAUAUGGCGGCACCAUUUGAUUGCAAUACUGUAAAAAAAAAAAAAAAAAAAAAAAAAAAAGGAUGUGUUGUUUGUGAAGUCUUUAUGAUGUGCCACUGCUGAUAAAUGGAAGUUAAUGUUCCUUCCUUUUCUCCCUCACUUUCCUUCUAGCAGUAAGAGUUCAGGAAGAGAUCUCCAUUCAACCACCAUUCUCCAGUGAGUUCCACAAUCAAAUCAAAUCAAAUCAAAUCAAAUUUUAUUGGUCACAUGCGCCGAAUACAACAGGUGCAGACAUUACAGUGAAAUGCUUACUUACAGCCCUUAACCAACAGUGCAUUUAUUUUAAACAAAAAAGUAAGAAUAGAAAACCUGCAUGAUAGAAAACCUCAACACAUAGAAAACCUGCAUGAUAACACCCAGUGUGGAUCUGAAAUGUAAUGUACAUAAUUAAUGCAUUUAUGCUAUGUUUGUCUGCUUUAUUGUUUAAUUUAUGAAUGUAAAAAAGAAAACCUUGUUAAUGAAAGUAGAAAACGCAUUACUGUACUGUAAUUUAACAAAUUAGAGCAUAAUGAUAAGGGUGACCUCUGGUGGUAGGGGUGGGGACUGUACUGUAAAUAAUAAAUACAAUUAGUUUUUGUGUACUCUAUUGUCAAUUGUGGUGCCAAAAAGGCACAGAGGCUGGAUACCCAUAUAAUUUAAAUGAUGUAAAAACAGAAUUACUAAUAAAUAUUGCCUGCUCUGUUGUUCUUUGUGUCAGACCAGUGAUUACUAGCUUAUAAGAUAUAUACUGAACAAAAAAUAUAAAAGCAACAUGUCAAGGUUUGGUCCCAUGUUUCAUGAGCUGAAAUAAAAGAUCCCAGAAAUUGUCCAUACACACAAAAAAAAGUAUCUAACAUUUUGUGCACAAAUAUGUUUACAUCCCUGUUAGUGAGCAUUUCUCCUUUGUCAAGAUAAGCCAUCUACCUGACAGGUGUGGCAUAUCAAGAAGCUGAUUAAACACCAUGAUCAUUACACAGGUGCAACUUGUGCUGGGGACAAUAAAAGGCCACUCUAAAAUGUGCAGUUUUGUCACACAACACACAAUGCCACAGAUGUCUCAAGUUUUGAGGGAAUGUGCAAUUGGCAUGCUGACUGCAGGAAUGUCCACCAGAGCUGUUGCCAGAGAAUUGAAUAUUCAUUUCUCCACCAUUUCUCUACCAAUAUCGUUUUAGAGAAUUUGGCAGUACGUCCAACCGGCAGCACAACAGCAGACCACGCGUAACCACGCCAGCCCAGGACCUCCACAUCCGGCUUCUUCACCUGCGGGAUCAUCUGAGACCAGCCACUCAGACAGCUGAUGAAACUGUGGGUUUGCACAACCGAAUAAUUUCUCCACAAAAUGUCAGAAACCAUCUCAUGGAAGCUCAUCUGCGUGCUCGUCAUCCUCACCAGGGUCUUGACCUGACUGCAGUUAGGCAUCGUAACUGACAUCAAUGGGCAAACCUUCGAUGGCCACUGGCAUGCUGGAGAAGUGUGCUCUUCACGGACGAAUCCCGGUAUCAACUGUACCGGGCAGAUAGUAGAGAGCAUGUAUUGCGUUGUGUGGGAGAGCGGUUUGCUGAUGUCAACGUUGUGAACAGAGUGCCCCAUAGUGGCAGUGGGGUUAUGGUAUGGGCUGGCAUAAGCUACGGACAAUGAACACAAUUACACUUUAUCGAUGGCAGUUUGAAUGCACAGAGAUACAGUGACGAGAUCCUGAGGCACAUUGUCAUGCCAUUCAUCCACCACCAUAACCCUCAGCCCUCACUACCUUCACACACAUAUGCGCACACAGACAAACACAAACACACUACAACCUAAAACAUCCAAAGACACACACACGUGUUUCUGCACCAUUUGGCCAGGCAGCAUCGGAGAGACUAGAAAGAGGAGAUGCUUGGCCUUGUUGCAGGUGCGUUAUUUACCACGGUUUUACAGGCGGCUGUUAUAGGAGAGUGAGAGGUCAGAGAGCUGCUGCUGUUAUUUCUGCCCGGCAGGCGCUCAGGCUGUGCAUGAAAACCCUUCCUCACUGCAGCUGGUCACCCAGGCUGGAAACAUAAGGCUCAGGUCAAAAAUAAGAGCGUCUGCUAAAUGACUAAAAUGUAAUGAUAAUGCACGGCCCCAUGUCGCAAGGAUGUGUACAGAAUUCCGGGAUGCUGAAAAUGUCCCAGUUCUUCCAUGACCUGCAUACUCACCAGACAUGUCACCCAUUGAGCAUGUUUGGCAUGCUCUGGAUCGACAUGUACGACAACGUAUUCCAGUUCCCGCCAAUAUCCAGCAACUUUGCCCAGCCAUUGAAUAGGAGUUGGACAACAUUCCACAGGCCACAAUCAACAUCCUGAUCAACUCUAUGCGAAGGAGAUGUGUCGCGCUGCAUGAGGCAAAUGGUGUUCACACCAGAAAAUCUAAUGUUAUUUGUCACAUAAACAUGUUUAGCGGAAGUUAUAGCGGGUGUAGCGAAAUGCUUGUGCUUCUAGCUCCAACAAUGCAGUAAUAUCUAAAGAUUUCCCAACAUAUACCCAAUACACACAAAACUAGUAAGGAAUGGAAUUUUAAGAAAAAUAUACAUAUAUAUGACAGAGAUAAAUAUACAUAUAUAUACAUAUAUGACAGAGCGGCAUGGACAAAGAUACAGUAGAAUAUAUAGAAUAGAAUGCAGUAUAUACAUAUGAAAUGAGUAGUGCAAGAUAUGUAAACAUUAUUAAAGUGACUAGUGUUCCAUUUCUUAAAGUGGCCAAUGAUUUCAAUAGGCAGCAGCAGCCUCAAAUGUGCAAGUGAUGGCUAUUUAACAGUCUGAUGGCCUUGAGAUAGAAGCUGUUUUUCAUUCUCUCUGUCCCAGCUUUGAUGCACCUGUACUGACCUCGCCUUCUGGAUGAUAGCGGGGUGAACAGGCAGUGGCUCGGGUGGUUGAUGUCCUUAAUUAUCUUUUUGGCCUUCCUGUGACAUCGGGUGCUGUAUGUGUCUUGGAGGGCGGGUAGUUUGCCCCCGGUAAUGCGUUCAGCAGACCGCACCACCCUCUGGAGAGUCCUGCGGUUGCGGGCGGUGCAGUUGCCGUACCAGGUGGUGAUACAGCCCGACAGGAUGCUCUCAAUUGUGCAUCUGUAAAAGUUUGUGAGGGUUUUAGGUGCCAAGCUGAAUUUCUUCAGCCUCCUGAGGUUGAAGAGGCUCUGUUGUGCCUUCUUCACCACACUGUCUGCGUGGGUGGACCAUUUCAGUUUGUCGGUGAUGUGUACGCCAAGGAACUUGAAGCUUUCCACCUUCUCCACCGCGGUCCCGUCGAUGUGGAUAGGGGGGUGUACCCUCUGCUGUUUCCUGAAGUCCACGAUUAUCUCCUUUGUUUUGUUUUGUUGACGUUGAGUGAAAGGUUAUUUUCCUGGCACCACACUCCCAGAGCCCUCACCUCCUCCCUGUAGGUGGUCUCGUCAUUGUUGGUAAUCAAGCCUACUACUGUUGUGUCGUCUGCAAAUUUGAUGAUUGAGUUGGAGGCGUGCUUGGCCACGCAGUCAUGGGUGAACAGGGAGUACAGGAGGGGGCUGAGCACGCACCCUUGUGGGGCCCCAAUGUUGAGGAUCAGCAAAAUGGAGAUGUUGUUUCCUACCUUCACCACCUGGGGGUGGCCCGUCAGGAAGUCCAGGACCCAGUUGCACAGGGCGGGGUUCAGACCCAGGGCCUCGAGCUUAAUGAUGAGCUUGGAGGGUACUAUGGUGUUGAAUGCUGAGCUAUAGUCAAUGAACAGCAUUCUUACAUAGGUAUUCCUCUUGUCCAGAUGGGAUAGGGCAGUGUGCAGUGUGAUGGCGAUUGCAUCAUCUGUGGAUCUAUUAGGGCGGUAAGCAAAUUGAAGUGGGUCUAGGGUGACAGGUAAGGUAGAGGUGAUAUGAUCCUUGACUAGUCUCUCAAAGCACUUCAUGAUGACAGAGGUGAGUGCUACAGGGCGAUAGUCAUUUAGUUCAGUUACCUUUGCUUUCUUGGGUACAGGGACAAUGGUGGCCAUCUUGAAGCAUUUGGGAACAGCAGACUGGGAAAGGGAGAGAUUGAAUAUGUCCAUAAACACACCAGCCAGCUGGUCUGCGCAUGCUCUGAGGACGCGGCUAGGGAUGCCGUCUGGGCCGGCAGCCUUGCGGGGGUUAACAUGCUUAAAUGUUUUCAAUCAUGUCGGCCACGGAGAAGGAGAGGCCACAGUCCUUGGUAGUGGGCCUCGUCAGUGGCACUGUGUUAUCCUCAAAGUGGGCGAAGAAGGUGUUUAGCUUGUCUGGAAGCGAGACGUCGGUGUCGGCGACGUGGCUGGUUUUCCUUUUCUAGUCCGUGAUUGUCUGUAGACCCUGCCACAUACUGACUGGUUUUCUGAUCCAUGCCCCUACCUUUGUUUUUAAGGUAUCUGUGACCAACAGAUGCAUAUCUGUAUUCCCAGUCAUGUGAAAUCCAUAGAUUAGGGACUAAUGAAUGUAUUUCAAUUGGCUGAUUUACUUAUAUGAACUGUAACUAAAUCUUUGAAAUUGUUGCAUAUUGCUUUUAUAUUUUUGUUCAGUGUACUUUAGUUAUACAAUUCCAUAUUACAAUAAAUAUUAAUAUAUUAUCAACACUUUAUAGUCAUAAAUACCUACAAUUCUGACAAUGUAGAUGUAUGAGGCUCCUAAACUAUUCAUGUUUUUGGUUUCAGAUAUCCAGCUUCUUCUGAUAUGACUAAUCCUGUGUUGCCAAUCAUCAUGUGGAUAUGUGAUAUUACCUACUGACCCUCAGUAUUAUAAAUUCCUACAAAGCUGGGUGUUGGUUCUAAGUGAUCAUAGAGUGAUUAUGGCAUGGGUUAUGGUCAUCAAAUAACCCAACUCUUUAUGAGUCCCUAUACUGAACGACACUCCAACACACAGAGGACCUUGGCCCCGCCGUAGUAAACUAUGGGCAGAUUCAGCCUUUUUUCCGACACUUGACACAUGAGAAGGCAUGAAAGCAGCUGCAGUAAUCGUUUUCACCAUGGCAGUACUCUCAGCUGAGUUUUUACCUGCUGUUCUCAGCAAAUUACAAAGAGAAGGAAGUCAAAGAGGGACAUUGAUGUGUCUUCAUAAGGAGGGCAGUCAUCUAAGUCUUCUAGGAGUUUCCUGUUCAACUAUUGAUAAGCGUGAUCUUACAAUUUGCUUCUGUAAUCUUUUAAUUGACUUACUUUAUGGACUGCUGUUUGAGUCAAAUUGUAAAAUGGACACUCAAUAAGUUAUUUAUCAUUGUCAUCAUUCAGGCAAGCCAACAUGUUUCCCUCUGAAGCUGUACGUUCAGCUGUAUUAGAGAAUGUAAACCACAUUUCAUCCAUUUACAUCAGUAAUCUUGAAAGUUAAUGGUACCAAUUUAAUAACCUGUCCUCUGACAUAAUUGAACUGGGAUACAAUGACAGGAUCACUCCUGUCAUGUGCAUGUAAUAUACAUUAUGAAGAGAUACCCAAAUAUGUUCUAUUGUUGUCUCUCCAGGGUCUUGUUAUGGAUUAGGUGUGUUACCAGACGACCCCUAGUCUGAAGUCAGGAUCACUCUGGACAGAACCACUGGAUCCCUGGAGCUCAGGGACCUGGCCCCGUGGGACGGUGCAAAAUACAAAGUAUCCCUUUGUCUUAAAGAAGGAUCAAUGUUGAGUGGGGAAACAAGACUGGAGGUGUAUGGUGAGUACUAUUGUUGCAGCACCUCUGAUUCAGAUCUAGUAUAUUUUCAAAUCAAAUAAAUGUUUAUUUGCCACAUGCUCCUAACACAAUAGGUGUAGACUUUACCGUGAAAAGCUUACUUACGAGCCCUUUCCCAACAGUGCAGAGUUAUAAAGUAAGACAAUUAGCAAAUAAAAAUAGAUAGCUGUUUCUAAAUGCAGUCAGUUGUCUGGGCACAGUGCAUUUCUUUACUUCAUGUGUUUCUAAUGAUCUCAUGUAUUUUAGUUAGUAGUGUAUGAUGAAACAAGGUGUUCAGAAGUGGUACAUUCUUCAGAAGUUGUCAUCUAAGCAAAAGAGAAAGUAGUUAUUCUGUUUUUAACCCACAGAGCCAGUAUCCAAUGUGGUGAUGACUCCCAACAACACAGACUUAGUGGAAUUCAACAGCUCUGUCAGUCUGUCCUGCUCCUUCUCUGGCUCCUCCCCCUUCACUUACCGCUGGCUGAAUGGCAGCUCUGAAGUCACAGCCAGUGAUGGAGUUCAGUUUGGUGAUGGGAACAGCACUCUCCCCAUAGUCAAUGUGAUGUGAUACAACGAUAGGCCGUUUAGCUGUAAUGUGUUCAACCCCGUCAGUAAUGGAACCAGCCAGCCUCUAACCCUCACCAUCAGCUGUGAGUCCAUUUUCAUUAACAAACUGUAUGGAUCUGUAUGUUUUAUCUCAUUACUUGUUAUUUUUGGCUUUGCAGAUAAUCCUCAUGUAUAUUCUACUGGCUCUAUGA
This is a messenger RNA of Coregonus sp. 'balchen', 15510 nucleotides long. NCBI's taxonomy places the organism in Eukaryota, Metazoa, Chordata, Actinopteri, Salmoniformes, Salmonidae. The record is from the annotation of a GenBank genome assembly.